Molecule: messenger RNA, 4416 nt
Organism: Verticillium nonalfalfae
Lineage: Eukaryota; Fungi; Ascomycota; Sordariomycetes; Glomerellales; Plectosphaerellaceae
Gene: TRMT1
Product: tRNA methyltransferase 1
Exons: 7
Coding region: 1-4416 (1471 amino acids)
Biological process (GO): tRNA N2-guanine methylation
Cellular component (GO): nucleus
Molecular function (GO): RNA binding
Source: RefSeq, a predicted model, not a curated record
AUGCUGCAAAGCGUCUGCGAACUCAUCGACCUGCAUAAAAGUCUUUACAAAGCCCAGCUGCUUAAUGUUAUAAAAGAUUUGCGUUGGCGCUUCAAGCAAAUCCAAGAUGUCAUUGCCAAAUGCCCACAGCCAGGGCAUAAGUCCCUCCUUUAUCGAUUCAAGGUUCUUUUCAUGAACCAAAGAAUCACGGGUCUGAUGAAGAAGCUAGAAGGAGUCAAGCAGACGAUGAGCCUGACGCUGUCAAUUGCUCAACUGGCCGAGAAUCAUCAAGCAUCAUACUCGCGCGCUUCUCUCGGAACUCUCCGUCUAGAAGCCAUGAUCACUAUUGAAAGGUCCCGAAGAGCCGUCUCGCAGCUCAUGGACACUCCGGUUCAGCCGCAGAUAGAGGCGGCCCAGCAACAGCAGAUUGCCCACGAUGAAAGACCCCAGGCGAUGGCCACAUGGAUGUCACUGAUGCUGUCAGCGCCAAACAUACCCCUCGAUCGCCGGUUGCCGAGUAAUGAGAUUGGGCAGAUUGCCAGACAAAAUGAGCGAGCUGUCGAGAUUUACAACAAGCCAGGGCUUCGACCGAAGCCGAUGGAGGGUCUGGAAGUAACGGCAACCAGAUUCUCGGCCCAAGAUAUUGACAAAAGGGCCCUCGAAGAGCUCAAUCUCGAUUGGCAGACUUCUGCUGAUAAUUCUACUGUGCUUGUCACGAAAGAUAAAAGGCCACUGAAUGAGUUCGAAGUGGAUAUGGUUGCUGGGACUAGCAUGGUUAUCCGGGCUACGUCUAACCCGGACUGGCACGUCAUGAACACACCUUUUAUGAGCUUGGGACUCAAAGCGUUGGCGAAUCGCUUGAUAGAAGACUGGACGACAUUCGACAUCAAGGAGUUUUCUGAUGAGAUAGACGGUAACAAUCAUUUACAUCCCGAAUCUCAUGUCAAUGAGGUUCGAGGUGGCGACGAAGAUUCAAAAUUCGCAAGCUCAUCUAAUGAGUACGUGAAUCAGUACUUGAAUCGCCAGCCUUGGGCCUCGGAGGUGCGUCCGGAGUUCGCAGCGGGCGAGCCAAGAACAUCCACUGGCGGUUUUCGCAACCAACAAUCGAGACCCAAUGGGCCGAUCGCUGCGAGUCGUUCCGUUCCCGCGGGAGCACGGCCACCUUUACCUGACGACCUGGCUUCAUUCUACAGUAAUACGAGUUCAUCGCCACGGCCGGCAGAGGGACGGAGAAUCUUCCCUUACAGACCAGCUCAGGCCCCGGAGCCUAGUGAAUACGCUUAUGCCAACCCACCGCCCCAGCACCAUCACAGCUUCGCCAGUCUUUAUGACGAAGCACCACACAAUCCAGUGCGCGAAAGGCACCCGUUCACGACCGAGCACUCAGAUGAUCUCGCCCCCGAUCAAGGAUACGACUCCGGCGACGUUGCAGACGAUGACGCAGGCGAAUUUGGACAAGCCGGCCAAAGGGGGACAAUCGACCAAGUUGAAUUAUUCGAAGUCGAGUCUGUAGACUCACGGCUGAGAGAACUAGACAGUAUUUCCGUACCCGCGAAAAAGUCCAAUGUUGAAGAGCCCCACCAACUUACAGAAAUGAUGGUGAAGGGACCAGUACAGGGACCGUUACCGAGCAAUUCAACUACAGACAAUGAUGGCCCGUCAUCGACUCCAGAUACUGCACACGGUUUUGAUAUUCACCCCAAAGAGGCAAGCACAGGACAGCAAGACGGAAGGGAAAUCAAGACUCUGUCACUAAGAAGACCCAUGCCGCCACCCACGUCUCAAAAGCCGACUACCAGGGCGCGAGCAGCCAGCCGACUCACCGCUCAGAUAGAAGAAGCGAAUGGAAAUCCAAACACCAGUGACUCUGAGGAGUCCAUGUCGACCUUCGAGCCGCAGCUGCCACCGGUCAUGGAUGCACCAGGACCUGAACACGAGAGCCCCGUGCCAGUCUCGACAGCAUGGCGAGGCGUAGUAUCCCCGGUUCGACCACAUCUUGUCCCCAUUUACGUCAGGGGCAACGAAUUAGGACAAACUUGGUAUGCAGGACCGGAGCGUGUGUAUGUUGAGCAGUUUUCACCGGAAUACCUGCGUCCUUGCAGCAUUGAAUGCUGCUUGGAUGGUCUUCAUGGCCAAGACAGACAAUAUCUUCUCAUCAGCACCGACUGGGUCAGCUUGGAGGCCUUAGAGUACCACGGCCUCAAGUACAAAGUCGCGUGGCAGCAUUACCUCUAUCUCAAUCCAGUCAUGACAUACCUCGCGCGCGCUGCCUCGCCUCUAGCGCUCUUGCCAUCCUUCAGUUGCAUCUCACGUAGGAGUCAUCUCAUCAACGACAACGUCCAUCACCCCACCAAGCUCAGAUUGGCCAGGGGCAUCACCAUGGCGUCUGCAGACCGCGGAGGCGCGCAGAUGGCCGGUAGUGGCGGGGAUUCGGUCACGUAUGACGGCAAGGAGUACGAUGUCAUCCAGGAGGGCAUGGCGAAAAUACUCGUGCCUGGAGGCAUGAAGGAGAACAAGGACAAGAACGCCCAGCAGGUCUUCUACAACCCCAUCCAGCAAUUUAACCGCGAUCUCUCUGUCCUUGCUAUCAAAGCAUACGGCGAAGAGGUCAUUGCCAACCGCAAGGGGCAUCCCGCGGCGAAACGUCUCGACAACAAAGAGAAGAAGAGAAGACGUGGCGACGAGAACGAUGGCAACGACCGCCCUGCCAAGGUCCAAGUAUCCGAGGGCGAGGGGGAGGCCGAAGUGACGAUCACAAAAACCAGCGACGCACCCGCUGCGCCUGCGACGGCCGCCGAGACUGAGGGCAAUGGGAGAGCCGAGGAGCCAAAAAAGCCCGAGCCCCAGCCUCGCUUUACCGUUCUCGAUGCGCUGUCUGCCUCGGGCCUGCGCGCCCUCCGCUACUCGCACGAGCUGCCCUUUGUCACAUCGGUCACGGCGAACGACCUGACGAAAUCGGCCGCCGAGUCGAUCAAGCUCAACGUCAAGCACAACGGCCUCGAGGACAAGAUUGCUGUCAACCACGACGAUGCCAUCGCCCACAUGUACCGGCGCAUCGCCGACGACCUCUCCAACAGGGACAGCCGCGGAAGGCCCAGCACCAAGAACAAGUACGACGUCAUCGACCUGGACCCCUACGGCACUGCGGCUCCCUUUAUCGACGCGGCACUCCAGGCCGUGCGUGACGACGGCGGCCUGCUCUGCGUCACGUGUACCGACGGCAGCCACUGGGCGGGCCACUGCUACGCCGAGAGGAGCUUCGCGCUGUACGGCGCCGUCCCCGUCAAGGGCAUGCACUCGCACGAGGCGGGCCUGCGCCUGAUCCUGCACACGCUGGCGUCGACGGCGGCGCGCCACGGGCUGCACGUCGAGCCGCUGCUGUCGCUGUCGAUCGACUUUUACUGCCGGCUCUGGGUCCGCGUGACGAAGAGCGCCAACGCCAUCAGCUACCUCGGCGGCAAGACCAUGGUGGCGUACCAGUGCUCGGGGUGCACGGCGUGGGAGACGCAGUUCCUGGUGCGGACGCGGCCCGAGCCCAAGAAGAAGGGCGGCCACUUUUUCAAGCACAGCCUCGCCAAGGGCCCGCCGACGGACGGCGCGUGCCGGCACUGCGGCUCGGCGCAGCACAUCGCAGGUCCCAUGUACGGCGGCGCCAUCCACGACCAGGGCUUCGUGCGGCGCGUGCUCGACCUGCUGCCGACGGCGGAUCCGGCCGUCUACGGCACGCUGCCGCGCAUCGAGGGCAUGCUGACGACGGCGCUCGAGGAGUACCUGCCGGGGCCCGAGCCGGCGGGGGACGUGGACGCCAAGGAGGCGGCGCUCGCGCGCGUCGACCACAGCCCGUUCUUCAUCAUGCCGUCCAAGCUGGCCGGCGUCAUCAACGCGCAGCAGGUGCCGGACAACAUGUUCCGCGGCGCGCUGAAGCACCUCGGCUACCGCGUCACGCGCAGCCACUGCAGGCCCGGCAGCAUCAAGACGGACGCGCCGUGGGACACGAUCUGGUUCAUCAUGCGUGCGUGGGUGCGGCAGAAGGCGCCGGUCAAGACGGAGAAGAUCCGACCGACGAUGCCGGCGUACCGGCUCUUGGGGCUCGACAAGGAGGCUGCGGUGGCUGCAGAGGAAGCUGCGGUGGCUGCCGCGGACGCUGUGAUGUCUGUCGAAGACGCAGGCGAGGACACGGUUGUGAGGGAGGUGGAGAGCACGGCGAGGCCGCCCGACGAGGCGGCGGCGCAGGACACGCACAUGGGCGAUGCCAGCGAGGCGGCGGCGGGCGAGGCCAGCGAGGCGACGCCGACGGAGGCCGACCUCCGCAAGACGCUCGUGUUUGACGAUGCGCUCAUCAGGCUGGGCAGGGCCAGGGACAACAGGAAACUCGUGCGCUACCAGCUGAACCCGCGCGAGAACUGGGGGCCCAUGACGAGGGCCAAGGGAAAAUGA